Messenger RNA from Striga asiatica, 1957 nucleotides. NCBI's taxonomy places the organism in Eukaryota, Viridiplantae, Streptophyta, Magnoliopsida, Lamiales, Orobanchaceae. The record is from the annotation of a GenBank genome assembly.
AUGGUCAAUAAAACCAAGCGAAGAAGAUAUCGAAGCUCGUCCAAUCGCUCGCCGUCAUCCAUGGUGCCAUCCAGAGCUCCGGUCUCGUCGAGGAAGAAGGGCCCCGCCGGUGAAGAGGCGUCGCAGGCACCAACCGCGACCGAUAAAACGGACGUAAACCCCUCGCCCCCUCCACACGCCGGCCCCUCGCAUGCACCGGAUGAAUUACGUGGGUUAUUGACUGAUUGUUUUCUUCAAUUGAUUCAGGCGCGAAUUGGCAGUACGAUGCGCCAUCGGAAGGUCAGCGUGAGCCGGGAGGCGGUGGCGCCAUGCAUGACUUGCCCCCUCUGCCGCAAGCUCCUCCGCGAGGCCACCGCCAUUACCGAGUGCCUCCACACGUUUUGCAAGAAAUGUAUAUACAAGAAACUAUCAGAUGAGGAGAUGGAAUGUUGCCCGAUAUGUGACAUUGAUUUGGGUUGUGCUCCAUUGGAGAAGCUGAGGUCUGAUAAUACUCUGCAAGAAGUGAGGGCGAAAAUAUUCCCUUAUAAGAGAAUAAAUGCAAAGGCCCCAGAUGUCGUGCCACCUGUCACAUUUCCUGCAAAGAGAAAGGAAAGGUCUCUCUCAUCUUUGGGGCUCAGCACCCCACUUGUGUGUUCACAGGGUGGGUUGACCGGCAGAAGGUCAAAGUCCACUGCAAGAAAGGCUUCGUCGAGGGGCACGAGCUUCACGAUAGAGAGAUCAGUGAAGAGGGGAGAUGACUCCAUGGACGAGCAGCCCGAGAGCUCCGGCUCACCUGAAACUCUGAGGAGAUUCACUCAGAACAUUACACAGACCUCUGCUUCUGGUGAGCCGUCCACUAAGCACAGUCCUGAUUCACAGAGAGAGGAUCUAUCGGGGGCUUAUGAAGAAGAGAAAGUUGACCUUUGGAAGCCUUUGAACUGUUUAGUGGAAGCAGCAAGCAGUACCAAGUCAUCAAAGCUUAAUAAUGUUCAAGGGUCUAGUGGUAAACCGGAAGCUCGUGAGAGCGAGGGGCUGGUCAGUAAAUCUAAAAGUAGAGAUCACAGACAGAAAGCAAAAGCUCAGGAAGAUAAAGAUGUCGUGGACCAAACUCGUACAGAGCCCGAAAGGCCCAAGAAGAGGCAGAGAGCCCGUCAAAAAAAGGUGCAAACUUUUGGAGGAUCUAAGGUUACACAACAAGCUGUGCUUGAUGCUGCCAGUGUAAAAUCAGAGCGUAAAAAUUAUCCGAUUUGGUUUUCACUGGUCUCAGAUGAAAAGGAAGGAAAUGCACUAUCCUUGCCUCAAAUUCCUGCGAAUUAUUUGAGAAUAAAGUGAGUUCUGGCUAACUAAGACUUAUAUGUUAGGAUUUUCUAUUUUCAUAAACUUGGAAAUGGUAAAAAAUGGAUACUGUGUGCUGUAAUUUGGUACGAGCUCUCAUUGCUGAUUAUGAAUUUGGUUGGCCUGGUUUUAUUUUGAACGGAGUUUGCUUACAAGGGUACAUGGUACAUUAUAUGGUGAUAUUUGUUGAAUGAAACCAAUUGUGGGUAAAUGUAUACCGAUAAGAAUCAAAUUAGCAAAAUCUAGUAGUAGAAAAGAUAUGAGUUGGUCACUCUUUCUGCUAGUUAUUAGUUGCCUGAUUGCAAGUGAUUUGUUGUAUUUCAUGAUUUUGCAUGUUAUAUGGCCACCUAUUUCAAGUUCAUGAAUUGUUAAAUGAAUUAUCCAUUCUACUGGUGGUUAAGGAAUCAUGGUGAUAUUUUCCAGUAUAUUCAUAAAUGCAUUUACAAAGUUGCUUGUCAGGCUAAAUAUCAACUGUACGCAACCUUACAAGCUAACCUAUAAAUUCAUCCAAGUUCUAUAUAUCAUUCUUUUCAAAUUAUAGUAUAUUCAAUUGAAAUAUUUUGACACUAGAGAAGACCUUAUAUGAAAACUGUUUGUUAGUAGCUGCCCGAUGAAAUANUAAAAAAAAAAAAAAAAAAAAAAA